Pristis pectinata (smalltooth sawfish) is the source of this 4770-nucleotide messenger RNA. RefSeq names its product chromobox homolog 2 (Drosophila Pc class) (gene cbx2). Lineage: Eukaryota; Metazoa; Chordata; Chondrichthyes; Rhinopristiformes; Pristidae. Bases 21 to 1730 code for a protein of 569 amino acids. The record is from RefSeq and is a predicted model, not a curated record. Gene Ontology annotation, biological process: negative regulation of transcription by RNA polymerase II. Gene Ontology annotation, cellular component: heterochromatin; PRC1 complex. The transcript is spliced from 5 exons.
CGGAGAGAAGCGGUGUAAGGAUGGAGGAGCUGAGCGCUGUGGGAGAGCAAGUUUUCGCAGCGGAAUGCAUUCUAAGGAAAAGACUGAGAAAGGGGAAGCUGGAGUACUUGGUGAAGUGGAGAGGAUGGUCUUCCAAACAUAACAGCUGGGAGCCCGAAGAAAAUAUUCUUGAUCCACGACUCCUGCUAGCUUUUCAAAGGAGCCAACAAGAGAAAGAACUACAAAAUCGUAAACGAGGCAAGAGGCCCAGAGGCAGGCCCCGAAAACAUGUGGAACAAGAAACUCCUCUUUCAUCAAAAUCGAGCAGUUCUUCUGAAGAUGAUGAGGAAGAUACAGAUGAUGAGGAGGAGGAAGAGGAAAGUGAUGACCAGACCCAGUCUGCAUCCCAGAGCAACGAUCGUCGGGAAGAUUUGGACCGCAUCCCUCCGAAACGGGCACAGACAGAAGUCGUCCAUAGUAAAGCAGAUCUGAAAGACUCUGGCAAAAAGAAACGCACCAGCAAAGUAAUUCGGAGUGAACUUCGGAAGAACAUAAAAAUUAAACCAGGAAAAGCUUUAAAAACACCUGGGAAUGAUACAAGUGGUGACUCUGGAACAGAUGAAUCAUCAAAAGAAAAACUAAGUAAACCAGACGGACCUGUAAGUGAAAAUAACUCCAGAUCAGAGAAGAGUAACAUGGGGGAAUCUCCGAGCACCACUGGUGGAAUGUUAAAUUCAAGCAUCUUCAAUUCAUCAAAAGCCAGUAAUCAAAGGGCAGCUUCACAAACUGCAAAUCGUGCAGGAUUAGGUCAGCAUUCUUCCAGCAUACUUUCUGCCAGUUCAAUGGCACUGACUAAAUCUGCCUGUGAACAGCAGUCUGUAAAUACACCAGUGUUAAAUCCACAAGGAGCAAAUGAGAAAAAUAAGGUUGGAUUAGUUAAAAAUCCCGGAAAUACUAAAAGCUCAAAUGAGUUGUGCAAAUCUGAAUCCGACUCAAAGAGUUUGAAUAUUCCUGGAACAAUGAAGACCAAUUCUAGUGUUUGUAGUUCAGCUAAUCCAGGAACAAAUUCUCAAAGUCUGAACAGUCAAAGCUCAAGCACCCUAGGUCGUAAUUUGCCGACUUCAAAUUCUCAGAACACUAACAAUUCAGGAUUAAACCUUCAUGCCUUAAACCUGCAGAGUACCAAUAAGAUGGGGUUGAAUUCCAAGAAUGUGCCUAGUCCAGGAGUGAAUUCAUCAGGUUUGACUUCAAAGAACAACAUAAACAAUUUGUCGUUUGUGAUUUCCAGGAACUCAGCUGAAUUGAACUCUCAUGUUGUUUCUAACAAACUUCUAAGUUCACAGACUGCCAAUAGCCAGGCAUCAUGUGAGAGCAGUGGAAAUGGGGUCGAGAAGGAGAAUCAGAUGAAAGAAGAUAAGGAGGUGACGGACACUGCAGUCCAUCAUUCUGAUAACCGAAUCAGAGACAGUGACAAAAAGGAUGUUUCAUCUGACACAUCCAAACAGAGUGGCAGCGUGCCAACAGAACUGAGCACAGGUGAGGAGACGAUGAGUUCAGACUCGGACCAUGACUCUUCAUUUUCCAGCAUGGCUGCAAACCCAUCCAUUUCCGUCCAGACAAACCAAGACUGGAAACCCACUCGCAGCUUGAUCGAGCAUGUGUUUGUCACUGAUGUGACUGCCAAUCUGGUCACAGUGACAGUGAAGGAGAGUCCAACUAGUGUGGGCUUUUUCAAUAUCCGCCAUUAUUAGAGUUAUUGGGGGGAGAAAAUAAACUCUAGUAAUCAAAUGUUAGUCUUCCACUAGAAAUCAAUUUUUUUUCAUCUUGGUCUUCGUCAGCUCUUGAUUUGUCUUUGAUGGCUAUAAGUACCAUUUACAGUAAUGCCCAAAUUAGUUUCUUCCACUUCAGCAGACAAAACUAGUGCAUUAAAUAGAAACUAACCUCUUUGAUAGUAAAUCUGUUUUUUUUUAAUUAAUAGCUUACUCAGUUUUCUAGCCCAUUUCUCAUGGACUCAACUUAUAUAAAUUAUGUAUUCAAAUUGAAUUCCUGCAAUGGAAUGUCCUUAUUUGACUACCUUUGUCAAUUUUAUUUUAUAAAAUGAAGGUCAAAGAAUAACAAAUGAUUUGUUUUGAUGCCAGAGGAAGUGAAGCCUAGGGAGAUAAGUCAUGAAGGAUGACCGUGACACAUUGUGAGGAUGUAGUCAGUGUGAGAAACUUUGUAAAUAUAGAAGGAAAGGUGAACAGGGAGAAAUAGUGUAACUUGCUGCUGAAACAACUCAUGGUUUUGUUUGAUUUGUUUGUCAGGAAAUGCGAGGAAGUUAUAAAUCCAGGAAAAAGUGUAUAUGCCUUACUAGCAGCAAAAGGAUUGGUGUUGACUGAGUUGUAGAAAGUCAAAGCAGCUGGUUGUUAUUUCAUUACCCUGCCAACAGUAGAGCAGAGCAUAACCCAUAGUUGUUUAAGUUUGGAUUACUAAAAUUAAUUAUCUGCAGAAUCACAGAAUGGGAGACCAGUUUUAGAAAGAUUGUACACAGUAGAAGCUUCCUAUUGAGCUACUUCAGUUUGGACAGAAGUAUAUUGUUCGAUGAUCUGAUAUAGGAAAUUCAGCAGAGCAUACACAAAGGUUUUGGUUAACAUUUCAUAGUGUUAAUGAUACCUAUACUUAAUUUUGUUUUAAUUCACCACCAUUAUAGGCUCUGUUUAAGCCAUUCUUGAGAAGAUGUUUAAGAAAUCAAAAUCUGCCUCCAGUGUAUUCAAUGAUGAAAUAAUUUUAAGCUAGUUUUAUUUGGCAGAAUGGUAUGGCAAACAGGUUUAAUAGUGGGAUAAAGUAUCAGCCUUUCAAUCUUUGGGCAAAUAUUUAAUCAUUCUGGAUCUUUUCAAUUUUCUCAAUGUUAAUUAGGUUUUAACAACUUUUAGAUUGCACUCAUCAUUUCCCAAAGACCUCAUUCUUUUCCAGCCUAACACUAUCCCAUGCAGUUGUUGUGGACUUGCACCAUGGAACAUCAGUUAAAAUAACCACUACAAAGCUAAAGUGUCAACCACCAAAGUUUGCACCCCUGACUCUAGUGCUAUGAAACAGGUCACAGGGACAGGAAGAGAUCUUUCAGUUCUUGUAACAUGUCCAUUAUUCAUUUAGGUUAUAACUUAUCCAUGCCUCAAUUCUUAUCACUUGACACCCUUGCCUUAUCUAAUUUCAGUUGACUCUAUCCACAGCUUUUUUGGAGUGGAUACAGUGGCAUAGAGAAGAGAAUUACACAUUUUGAUUGCUCACAGUAUGGGAAAAAUGCUCCCUGAUUUUCUUCCUGAACACCCUAACUCUAAUAAGAUGGUCCAUUCUUGUUUUCAAUUCCUUCCCUAUCCACCUUAUUAAAAUUUAUUGAUAUUUUAGUUACUGUUUUAACUACCUCAAAUCAGAUUAUCCUUCAAUCUUCUUGACUCAUGGAAAUGAAAUCCCAGGUAAUGCAACUUUCUCGUUAUUUAACUCUAUGCCCAAACAUCAUUCUGGUGAAUCUGUGCUGUUGUGCCCACCCUUCUGAAAUCCUAUGCCCAAAAUUGAAUGCAAUGUUCCCAGAUAGGAUCUGACUAAUUACCUGUACAUCCAAGUCCAAUAUUCUAUUUGCCUUUUUAAUUACUAUUUGUAGUACAAUUUUUGAAAUUAAGUAGCUCAUAGCUCAUAAUGAUCAAAUGGGUGAGGCACUAUUAAAUCGUGUAUGAUUGUGAAAUCACAGCUGACCAAGGGGAGAGAACAAAAAUGAGUAGGAAGACUAAUGUUUCUUUCUAUUGAGGUCUCGGAUAGCUGUAGACUUGACCUUUAGGCUAACUCUCAGCAGUAGGUUCAGCAUUAACUUAAUUUUUAUAAAAUUCAAAUGUGUAUCAAAGUGCUACUGUGAAAUUGUUUUUGUACUCAAGAUUUCUCAAAGAAGCAAAAUGUAGGUAAAUAAAAAGUCAUUUCAAACAGCAAUGAAGUCAUUAUUUGGCACAGUGUGGGCUGUCUUUCUCCAUAGGCUUUGGGUAACAAAAAUGCAGUUUUCUGGUUGACUCCCUGCAUCCAACUAUGUAUGGGGUUUUCUAGAACAAAGAUCCAACCAUGGAAUGAUUUGAAAACAAAGAUGAACAUCUUAAAGCCAUGCUUUCGUUUAACCAAAAGUCUAUGUAGAUCAGUGAGUGCAGAGCUAAUAGGUAAACUUGAAUUGAGAUAAGAUGAAGGAAGCAGAAUCUUGGAUGAGUUUAAAUCAUGAAGGAAUGAAGAUUGGGGGCUGUCCAGAAAUGAAUUGGAAUAACCAAGUUGAGAUAGGUUUUGGCAGUAGGUGAGGUGAGCUGAGACAGGGUUGGAUUUGAGUGGGACAACGUGAGGACAGUGGAAGUAAACAUCUUGGUGAUGUGGAUGUGUGAUUGAGAGUUCACUUCGAGGUCAAUAUGACACCCAAGAUGGAAGAUGUCUGGUUCAGUCUCCAACAAUUGCCUACAAGAGAGAUAAGGUGGCAAGGUGGGAGCCAAAAACAGUGACUUUGGACAUUUGCAAUAUUUAUCUGGAAGAAUUUUUGUUCAUCUGUUACUGGAUGUCAGGCAAGCACCCUUGACACGUUGGAGACAAUGGAAGUAUUGCAGGUUGGUAGUGAGGCGCAGCUGGGUUAGUUGAACAUAACAGUGAAAUGGGCUGUUUUGUCUUCCAGAUGUAAAGCAAAAUAUCUGCAGAUGUUGGAGGUGCUGAACAGGUCAGACAGCAUCUGUGGAGAGUGCAAGAGUUGAUGUUUCAGAUGAAUGAUAUUUCAUCUAAUCAAAGGCUAGCAUGUAG